AUGUUACGGAACAUCAUUCUUUUUUUCUCCCUCAUCUGCGCGAGCCAUGUGCUUGCAAAACCACACCAAGCAAUAAAACUUGCACGAGAUAGAGUCUCCGCCCGGCCAUCUUACACUAUUCAAGGCCUUCCAAGCAGCAAAGGCACUUGGCUAAAUACCACGAGCUCUGGAUUGACUAGUAUCACUCGAACCGUCACCGUUGUCACCACCGGCAUAGCCGGCGCUACCAUUACCGAGAUCGAGUUUCCUACCACAAUAGACGCCGCUGGAGAUGUGUCGAUUGUUACUAGGACCCUUUCUGGCUCUGGGAAUGGAAAUGGAGUCUACACAACAUCUUCAAGCAACUCGCCACCAGUUGCGAGCCCCUGCAGUUCAUCUACACAUACCAAGCAGCACCAUACCAAGACCAUAUCUGGCACCAACGCCGCAGAGACAAUGACAAUUAGCCCAGGCAGAAAGGAUGUCUUUCUUUAUGUCAUUGAGAAUCAUUCAGAGGAGAUCGAAUACGUUGAAGUUCGGUUCUCAACAUGGUAUAAAUCCGCUGGUGCUGGUCGCCCAUCUAACAUCAGCCCUAGUCAAUAUGGAAGCGGGAGAGGGAAGGAUGGGAGGUCGAGCACACUGGCUACUGUGACGGGAAGCAAGAUGUAG
Messenger RNA from Hyaloscypha bicolor E, 648 nucleotides. RefSeq lists its product as uncharacterized. Lineage: Eukaryota; Fungi; Ascomycota; Leotiomycetes; Helotiales; Hyaloscyphaceae. The transcript has a single exon. The coding region runs from base 1 to 648 and encodes 215 amino acids. The record is from RefSeq and is a predicted model, not a curated record.